Photinus pyralis (common eastern firefly) is the source of this 1531-nucleotide messenger RNA. RefSeq names its product methionine aminopeptidase 2 (gene und). The transcript is spliced from 5 exons. NCBI's taxonomy places the organism in Eukaryota, Metazoa, Arthropoda, Insecta, Coleoptera, Lampyridae. The coding region runs from base 55 to 1440 and encodes 461 amino acids. Gene Ontology annotation, biological process: proteolysis. Gene Ontology annotation, molecular function: metalloaminopeptidase activity. The record is from RefSeq and is a predicted model, not a curated record.
AUAGGGAUAUUUCCUUUAGGCUGCAUUUGUGUUGGCUAUUCUAAAUCUGUAAAAAUGGCGGCUUUAAAAACUGAAAUUGAAGCCGAUGAAAAUGAAAAAGAGGAGGUCGGUGAAGACGCAUUAGACGAUGUCAACGACAACACAAGUGGCAAAAAGAAACGGAGGAAGAAGAAAAAGAAAAAAGAAGGGGAAAAUGAGGUUCCCUCACUAAACGAGGAGAAUACAGGUGACACGAACGAGGGAGCCGCCGAUGAGAAAGCAAAUUCCGCGGAAAAUGAAGCGGACAAAAAGAAGAAGAAGAAAAGUAAGAAAGGAAAGGGGGGAAAGUCUGCACAAACAGAUCCUCCUUCAAUUCCGAUUGCGGAUUUAUUCCCCAAUCAAGUAUUUCCUGAGGGAGAGAUAAUGCAGUAUGCUCCGAGUAAAGACGAUCGUACCGCAAAGGAUCGUUUUACAUCUGAAGAGAAACGAGCUUUGGAUCGCAUGCAAAAUGAUACUUACAAUGAAGUUAGAUUAGCUGCUGAAGCUCACAGACAGACACGUCAACACAUGCAACGCUGGAUUAAGCCGGGAAUGACGAUGAUAGAAAUUUGUGAAGAGCUGGAAAAUACAGCCAGAAAGCUAAUUAAAGAGAACGGCCUGCAGGCAGGUCUCGCGUUUCCCACAGGCUGCUCGCGAAACCACUGUGCAGCGCACUACACUCCAAACGCCGGUGAUCCCACUGUUUUAGAAUAUGACGACGUGACAAAGAUAGACUUUGGAACGCACAUUAAUGGACGAAUAAUAGAUUGUGCAUUCACUCUCACUUUUAAUCCGAAAUACGACAAACUUGUAGAGGCCGUUCGCGACGCUACAAAUACGGGAAUUCGAACUGCAGGAAUUGAUGUGCAGUUGUGCGAAAUUGGGGCGGCAAUUCAAGAAGUUAUGGAGUCGUAUGAAGUGGAAUUAAAUGGAAAAACUUAUCCGGUCAAGUCCAUUCGUAAUUUAAAUGGGCACUCCAUUUCUCCAUAUCGAAUUCACUCUGGCAAAACUGUGCCAAUUGUAAAAGGCGGAGAGGCAACUGUAAUGGAAGAAAAUGAGUUUUAUGCAAUUGAAACUUUUGGUUCAACCGGAAGAGGAGUGGUUCACGAUGAUAUGGAUUGUUCUCACUACAUGAAAAAUUACGACAUGCCUUCUUAUGUGCCAUUGCGAUUAAACUCUUCCAAAGGUCUGCUUAACAUUAUUAACAAGAACUUUGGCACACUGGCAUUUUGUAAAAGAUGGCUGGACCGUGCUGGUGCAACGAAGUAUCAGAUGGCGUUAAAAGAUUUAUGUGACAAAGGGAUAGUGGAUGCGUAUCCUCCUCUCUGUGACAUAAAAGGAUGUUAUACUGCCCAAUUUGAACAUACAAUUAUUCUGCGACCUACCUGCAAGGAAGUUGUAUCACGUGGAGAUGAUUAUUAAUUUGAAUGUAUUGUACUGAUUAUUUUGCUAAAUAACGCUUAAAUUUUGGAUGUAAAUUAAUUUUUGUACAUAAACUCAUGCAAAAAUGUUA